Leptopilina boulardi is the source of this 826-nucleotide messenger RNA. RefSeq lists its product as uncharacterized. Lineage: Eukaryota; Metazoa; Arthropoda; Insecta; Hymenoptera; Figitidae. The record is from RefSeq and is a predicted model, not a curated record. Bases 218 to 790 code for a protein of 190 amino acids. The transcript has 4 exons.
ACUCUUUACAAGUUUAGUGAGAAGCAAAUUUAUCGUCGAGAACUGACCGCAUAGCGCAGACUUUAUUUCAUCUAAAAACAGGAAGUUCAUCCGGACUAGUUAUACUAUAUCAAAUAUUAUAUUUUAAGAGGAAAAAAAAAAAAUUUUCACAUUUAUAUAUCCAAAAAGAAUUAAAAGUGACGAAAAAAAAAAUCAAAUUACAAAAAAAUUUAACGAAAUGGGAUUAAAUCCAAUGAAAUGGAAAACAAAAACAUUGGCUUACACUUUUUUCACUAUUUUAAUUGUUUAUGGAUUAUUUUUUUACAAGAGAAAGCACACAGUGUCAUUUGAAAUUAUAAUUAAAAAUUCAACACCCGAAAUUGUUUGGGAAUUUGUUGCAGAUUUUAGUAACAUGAAGCAAUUAAAUCCAACAAUUGAGGAUUUUAAUAUUAUUGCCGAAAGUGGAAAUUACGAUCAUUGGAAAUAUUCAGUGAAAUAUUCCGAACAUUUGAGUCACAUUCCAAUUAUCAAAAAUACAGCUCACGGUCAUUUUGCAGUGAAACCUGAGGAAUUAGGUUUUUCCAUUAAUUCCGAGCAUCGAACAUGUUUUCUCACCAAUUUUGAUUGUGUGAAUUCGAUAUCAGAAUUUAAAUUCCAAGGAAUUGGUAAUGACACAAAAUGUCUGGAAAUUGUUGAAUACGAAUGUCCAAUACUAUUUUCAUCACUUUGCUAUAAAGAAGUCAUGUAUCAACGACAAGAAAUAAUGAAAAAUUUGCAAUUACAUUUUGAUAAAAUAAAUGUAAAAAAAUAGUUUUAAGUUAAAUAAAAAAAAAAAAGUUUUCCUAUA